AUGCCGUCCACUCCCGCAUCCGAGCCCCGUAGGAAGACGAAUCGUCGUGACGAGUCUCUGCGCAAGAAGAUUGAGAAUGAGCUCUCCCGCAAGCGCCCCGGCGGUGGCCGAGGCCAGCAGGAUGGCACCCCGUCGAGCUUCAAGCGCCCUUCCAAGCGCAACAUCAAAGGCACUGUCGCUGGUCUCCGCCCCAGUCCGGCCCUAACUGUUCCCGAGGGCAUGAGUGUCGCCGAUGCCGCCCAGCUGUGCGCGGCCAAGCGCACUGACUGUGUCCUAGUCGUCGACGAGGAGGAGGGCCUCAGUGGUAUUUUCACCGCAAAGGACCUUGCCUUCCGCGUCACGGCUGAGGGUCUUGACCCUCGCCUCACCGCCGUCUCGACCAUCAUGACUCGCAACCCCAUGGUCACGCGCGACACAACUAGCGCUACUGAGGCUCUCCAGCUCAUGGUUUCGCGCCAUUUCCGCCAUCUCCCCGUUUGCAACGAGGACGGUGAUGUUGUUGGCCUCCUUGACAUUACAAAGGUGUUCCAUGACGCGCUCGCCAAGGUCGAGCGCAGCUCGUCAGCAACCAACCAGCUUUCGGCCGCCCUUGCCGGUGUUCAGAGCGAGCUUGGUCCUGGUCUCAACAGCAAUCCCCAGGCCGCGGCAAUGCUCGCCUACGUCGACGCUCUGCGCGACAAGAUGGCUCAGCCGGACCUCAUGUCGGUUCUCGACACCAGCCUUCCUCCACCCACAGUCACUCCCCGCACCUCUGUGCGAGAGGCUGCCCGUCUCAUGAAGGACCGCAGAACGACUGCCGUCUGUGUCCUCGAGGCGAACUCGGCUACGAGCACGCUCUCCGGCAUGAGCAACCCCGGCGCUCCUCCGAAGAUCGCCGGUAUCUUCACCUCCAAGGACAUUGUCCUGCGUGUCAUUGCGGCCGGCCUCGACGCCUCGCGCUGCAGCGUCGUGCGUGUUAUGACCCCGCACCCAGACACUGCUCCUCCCUUCAUGAUCGUCCAAGACGCUCUCAAGAAGAUGCACAACGGCCACUACCUCAACCUCCCGGUCGUCACCGAGGAUGAGGGCCGUUUGAUCGGUAUCGUCGACGUGCUCAAGCUCACGUACGCGACGCUCGAGCAGAUCGACUCUAUGAACGAGGAGACGGGCAGCGAGAGCGGUGGACCAAUGUGGAGCAAGUUCUUCGACACUCUCAACCAAGGAGCGCCAGAGGACGACUCGGUGUCGGCUCUCUCGCGCCAUUCGUCACACGACACGCCGUCAAAGCUGCACCAGCGCGGCCUGUCUGUCACUUCACCUAUUUCGGAGGUGAUGCCUGGCGACUCGGCCUCAGCCAUAAAUGACAAUAUUUCCGACAUUGGCCUCAACAAGGGCCCUGCGUCUUCCGUUGCCCCGCCCGCACUUCCUGAGGACGACGGCACAUAUGUCUUCAAGUUCAAGACGCCAUCUGGGCGGACGCAUCGCUUCCAGGCUCGUCACGACAGCUACGACCUUCUUCGCGACAUUGUUCUGGGCAAGCUCCAGGUCGACCCUUUCUUUGAACCGUCAUCAGACUCGAACGCCUUUGUCCCCGACCCGACCUGCUUCGUUCUCAGCUAUAACGACGACGAGGGAGAUCUUGUUGACAUCACCGCCGACACCGAUGUGGCCGACGCCGUCAGCGUUGCUCGUGGGCAGAAGUCAUCUCGCGUUGUUCUCUCCGUCCACGGCGGCAAGAACUGGGAGGAGGCCAUCCGUCUGAACGCGGCUUCGGCCGCAGCUGAGGCUGAGGAAGCGGCCGAGGAGGCCAAGGUUGUUUCUGUGCCGGAGAAGAAGAUUGAGACGAUUCCCGAGCUCCCCGAGGUGUCCGUGUCCGUCAGCGACCCUGCGGAGACGUUGAAGGACCCUCGCGCGGACCCUGCCCACGAGCCAACCUACGGUGCAACGGGCGUCCACGCACGCAACAUUGUUGACCCCAACGACCUCAUCCUCGGCGUUCUCCCUAAGGAUAUGGCACUGCCGGCGGCGAUCGGCUUCCUGGGCGUCGUCAUUGCCGGCGUCUUCGUUGCGUCGCGCACCACCAAGUAG
Messenger RNA from Cutaneotrichosporon cavernicola, 2067 nucleotides. RefSeq lists its product as uncharacterized. NCBI's taxonomy places the organism in Eukaryota, Fungi, Basidiomycota, Tremellomycetes, Trichosporonales, Trichosporonaceae. The transcript is spliced from 3 exons. Gene Ontology annotation, molecular function: protein binding. Bases 1 to 2067 code for a protein of 688 amino acids. The record is from RefSeq and is a predicted model, not a curated record.